AUGUGUGCAGCACGGCGGGCUGCACCUGGGGCUGCAGGGUUCACCCCUCUCUUCCCCCUGCAGUCCCUGAUGGAUGCGCAGAACUCGCGAAUCGAGGAGCUCUUGCAGAAGAUCAAGCAGCAGCAGUACAAGCUGGACAAGCAGAAUCUGCAGAUCAAAAGCUUGCAGAGCAAGGUCAAUCUACUGAUCCCUUUACAUCUGAAGGACAACAAAACUCAGUCUCCAAAGUGGAAGAUUAACCUGAAGAAAAGCGUCAGCCACACCAACCAAAGCCAGAAUGCUAGUGUGGAGACUGUGCUGCCACAGAAGCUUCCAGAGAAUUGUCAGCAGCUCUUCCUGGAAGGGCAGCAAAGCAGUGGUGUUUACCAGGUUCAGCCCUCUGGGUCUCAGCCCUUUAAAGUCUACUGCGACAUGACAGCAGAAGGUGGCUGGACAGUGAUCCAGAGGCGUAGAGACGGCUCUGUGGACUUUGACCAGCUUUGGGAUGCCUAUAAGAAUGGCUUUGGAGACCUUCAUGGUGACUUCUGGCUGGGCCUGGAGAAAAUACAUCACCUUGUUGAAGAAGGAAGAUACAAUCUCUUGAUUGAGCUGGAAGACUGGGAAGGAAAUUCCCAGGUGGUUCAGUUUGUUUUCAGCCUUGGUGGAGAGAGCACAGCCUACACACUCAACCUGCUGGGACCUCUGUCUGGAGAACUGGAAAAUGCCAUUGGGGACUUCAGGCAGCUGCCCUUCUCCACUCGAGAUCGCGACCAUGAUCUCAAAGCUGACACAAACUGUGCCAAACACCUGUCAGGUGGCUGGUGGUUCAGCACCUGUGGCCAUGCCAACCUCAAUGGGAAGUACUUCCGCUCCAUUCCCCGCCAGAGGCAUGAGCGCAAGCAGGGCAUCUUCUGGAAGACAUGGAAAGGGAGGUACUACCCUCUGAAGUCGACCACCAUGAAAAUCCAACCCACAGAGCUGGAAGCAGAACCCUAAAGCUGCCGUUUCAGACUUAACCUUCUUUGCGGAGCACAGUUGUGAGCUCCAUCACUUGGUGUUUACAGAAAAUAAACCCACCCUCCCCAGGAAGUCCA
This is a messenger RNA of Struthio camelus australis, 1073 nucleotides long. Lineage: Eukaryota; Metazoa; Chordata; Aves; Struthioniformes; Struthionidae. The record is from RefSeq and is a predicted model, not a curated record.